Anneissia japonica is the source of this 1623-nucleotide messenger RNA. RefSeq lists its product as uncharacterized. The coding region runs from base 388 to 1602 and encodes 404 amino acids. The record is from RefSeq and is a predicted model, not a curated record. NCBI's taxonomy places the organism in Eukaryota, Metazoa, Echinodermata, Crinoidea, Comatulida, Comatulidae. The transcript is spliced from 2 exons.
CCAUGGAGGUAUUAUAGUGAACUGGAGAAACAACACUGAAAACCCCCCGUUGUUUAAUACUGAUAAGGCAAUUACUACAAAGAGAUCCGACGCGAUUUACCAAGAUGUUACGGUCUAUUGAUGUCCGAUCAUUCCGACCGCCGAGCAUGCGCAGAACUAGAUUUGUUGGGGGCGUCGGUAGGACCUGGUAUUGGGGAAAAAGCCAGAGGAAAACUGUAAUUUUGUUUAGAGCAUGCGCAGUAUGUCUGUUGAAGUAUUUUUGAGUAAAGAAAGUUACCAUAUCGAGCGCAAUUUAUUGUUGAAAAGGCCAUUGAAAACCGCAUUUAAAUCAGCUUAUCCAAACAGUUUCUAUCAACGAUCAAAGUAAAGAAAUAAUGCUAUGCUGAAAUGUCUCACUGGGAAAACUUGAACUCUCUUUGCCGUGUUUGUGGGAACAAACUUGGUGUUCAGUACAAGAAGAAAGAACAUAAUGCAAGACAACUUACAGCAGCUCUGAACAUUAACUUACAAAAUGAUGUUGAUGGAAUUCAUCCACAAUUUGUUUGCCAUGCUUGCCAUAGAAGAUUGGAGUGGUGGCAAAAACGGAAGAAUAAACAGAAAAUCACUACACCUUUAAAUAUCACUGUGCCAAUUUUUGAGGCACAUGAUGACAGCAGCUGUAAGAUUUGUUGUAGUGACACGAUAGUGAAAUUUGAACCAUCUGGACCAACUUUGUCCGAAAUUGCAAGGAGUGCAUGUUCAAAACAUAACUUUAUGUUUGCUGAAAGAAAUGAGAUGAUGUACUGCAUGGAAAUUGAAUUUGAAACUAGAAAUGUAAUCAAAUCACUGGCUAUAAAACCAAAUGGUGAGUGGACCCUGCAUGUCCUUAAUCACAAAAUACAGGCAAAUAGAUUUCAAGGCUAUGAAAGAAUCACUGACAAUAUUAACAAGUUUUUGGAAACACUCCAAAAGUUUUGUAUUUGCAUUGGAAAUUCAGAUUUUAUGGAUGUUAUUAAAUGUGGAGAGACUAUAUUGAAAUCACGAAGUGGAGACACUGUUGCAAUUGUUGAGCCAACGACUAUUAGACAUGUUCAGUGCAACAUAUUAUCAGAGGAGGAGCGUUGCUGUGUGUGUAACAUAUACCGUCCCACUCUUUUUUCAAGGAGAGAUACAACAAAGAAAGAGAACAUGGCAUGUACACCUACAUCAUCACACAAAAGAAAUGAUCAACGGUCCAGAGAGGAGAUUGAAGAGAAGCUUGAAUUUGUUGUCCGUGAAAAGCAGAUCCUGAAGAGGAAGAAUCACAUACUUCAAGACAAGAUUGCUUCUAUGUUUCAAAAGAAAAGCAGAAAGCUCCAUAAUGCAGGAGACAACAACUUGAUUAAGUCAUUAAUUGAAAAUGAAGAAAAGUACACCAUCCACCUUCCUGAAGGAACUCCUCAGCGGUUGCUGUGGGAAGAACAAAUGAAAGCAGCAAAGGCAAAAUCUAAAACAGCUGUAAAGUGGCAUCCAGCAAUUAUUAGGUUUUGUAUAGCUGUGUACCACAAGUCUUCAGCAGCAUACGACACAAUCCGCAAAUCUGGGUUUUUGAACCUUCCUCAUCAAAACACAAUAAAGAGGUAAAUAUUAUUAUUAUAUGCUAUU